Molecule: messenger RNA, 702 nt
Organism: Eimeria necatrix
Lineage: Eukaryota; Apicomplexa; Conoidasida; Eucoccidiorida; Eimeriidae
Exons: 2
Coding region: 1-702 (233 amino acids)
Source: RefSeq, a predicted model, not a curated record
AUGCGCUUGCACCAACUUUUGAGGGCAGAUGGUGCUAAGCUUUUAUCUAAACAGGCACUUUUGUCAUCAGAAGUAGCUUCUUCUAUGAUGGCGCUUGACUUUUCUAGCUGCUCGCACUCGGCGCAUCCCUUUGUCUGUGCGAUCGACUGUGAAGACGGAGUCAGAUUCUACAAACAGGCGAUUCUCUGGAAGAUGCCCACGACGCUGAAGGAGCAGGAGCAAAAGAAGCACUUGCAAGAGGAGGGGCCACACGAGAGUCUUCAAGAGUCGCCCAACUUGAAAGCACAGCAGCAGCAACAGCCGCAGCGACUCCAGCAAAAGCUCCACAGUCAUGUCACUGGGCUUCGUAUUUUGGAAAUCGGCUGCGGUCCCCUGGCGCUUUUAUCUCUUCUUGCUGUGCAGCAAGGCGCUGCCCAGGUCGAUGCCGUAGAAAGCCUUACGGGACGUCGCUGGGUCUCUGUAUCUCGGUCAUCUUACACGUUCAGUGGAGAAGUUCUACCACAGAACGGCUGUUCAGAAACCUUCGGACCCAUUGUCAUCGACUUUGAUGAACAGGCCUGCUGCGUCCAGCCCACGAACUGGCCGUUUACCCGCAAACAGGGUCUCGAAGAAUUUGCAAGAGCCUGUUGCAGCGUAUGCGCUAAGGCAAUAGCGGACGCAAUUGAGCCUUGCCAAGCAAAGUUUGUAUCGUCGAUCAUGUAG